Messenger RNA from Sycon ciliatum, 1631 nucleotides. RefSeq lists its product as uncharacterized. Lineage: Eukaryota; Metazoa; Porifera; Calcarea; Leucosolenida; Sycettidae. The coding region runs from base 128 to 1471 and encodes 447 amino acids. The record is from RefSeq and is a predicted model, not a curated record. The transcript has 5 exons.
CCAGUUGAGUUGGUGUUUCUCGAUCUCACCACGGCACAGGUGGUAACGCGACCGUGCGAGCUUUUGUUAUCGGCACAGCUACAGGGAGUCGUGAACUGGGCGCUGACCUGAACUAGCAAGUAGCAUAAUGGCGGAGGGGCAACCUUCUGUCAUGGCCCAACCAGGCGCGGGUACGGCUGGAACUGCAGAGAAGCGCCUAAAAGUAAAGGGCAAGCAUGACGAGCGAGUAAUCGUGACCGAGCCAAGUGCUGAAACGCCCAGUCCCUUCCAUUCCAUAUUUGCUCUGAAAUGCGGCUGCGUCCGUUGCGACAAAAAAACGCAAGUGGGCAUAAGAGAAGAUUGUCUAGGAACGUGCUUCCUACUCAGCGAUCUGAACAGUGCUAGCAAGGAUUACAUCAUCUUCGCCACAGCCGCACAUAAUCUGGUCUGCUGCGAUUGCGGCGAGUGGUGCUGGGUACAAAUCUACACGGAUUUAUCUGAGGAGAAGUUCCUAACCAAUGGAAAGAUAUCCCGCAAGAACGAGAAUGGCUGCCUGAUCGUUCCUGACUGGUACAAGGAGAACGCCACGAAGAAGCAUGAACAUCGACAUCUACACGACUAUGGGAUAAUAGCGGUCAAGACGAGCAAAGUUUGUCCGUUGGUGAAAUGGGCAGAUAAAAAGCUUCUUGGCGUUGCGACCCAGUGCAAGAAGAAGGAGGAUGACGUCCGCAUGUGCGGAUAUCCACUCCACACCUACUAUGAUGGUAAAAAAAUAAAAAAGCCGGCCGAGAAAUGCAAAUACUGGGUUGACGAGCCUCGCCGUGCUGAGUUUGGCCACGAUCAGCUGCUUCACCACUUUGUUGAUUCUUCCCCUGGGCAAAGUGGCUCGCCCGUCUUCCUUCUGCCCAAAGAAGACGAAGCUGAAACGACCUGUGCUACUGGCUAUGUUGUGGGGAUUCACGUCAAAGGUGGUCAUGAGCAUAAUUCCGCUGUGAUGCUCCGGGACGAGCGUGAACGCGACACAAAGCCAAUGGUGGACCUCCGAGAAUGGGCUAACAAUCCACCGGCAUUCUUACCAGAAGAAAGCGUUGCAGUUGUUUGUUCCGAGAAAUCAGUCAAGCCUGGGGUCAGGCCGUCGGAACAGAUCGGUUUGCAUGGUGAUGGACCGCAACCAGUUAUUAGCGGACCGGAGGAACCCAAGAAGAUGUUCUAUGAUGACCCAUUCGACCACCCCGACUAUGUGGCGAAAAUCGACGUGCCAUUGAAAGAUCUUGACGGUGUCGAGUUAAGGCAGAGGUUGCAGAAGAAGGGAUUACUAACCAAGAGCCAAGUGAAGAGGUUGGAGAAGAUGUCGAGCGAAACGCAUAACAACGAGUUGAUCGGGUGGAUUCAGUCGUCACGUCGCCAUGGAUAUGUUGCGCUGUGCGAGGUUAUUCAGGAGUUGAAAGUUGUUGACCCAGAACUGUUGAAAGACAUGAAAAACCUGCUGUAACCCGAGUGACGUGUGAAAAAGGAUGAUGGUGGUGAUGGUGAUGGUGGCCAUGAUUGAUCAACACUGGAUCGCGGCGAGAAUUUGUUCUGUCUGUCUCUCUCUCUCUUCCUGUGAGUCCUUCUGUCUGUCUGCCGGUACGUCUUUCUGUCCGUUUUUCUGC